Rana temporaria (common frog) is the source of this 1183-nucleotide messenger RNA. RefSeq names its product cAMP-dependent protein kinase type I-alpha regulatory subunit. Bases 51 to 824 code for a protein of 257 amino acids. The transcript is spliced from 8 exons. Lineage: Eukaryota; Metazoa; Chordata; Amphibia; Anura; Ranidae. The record is from RefSeq and is a predicted model, not a curated record. Gene Ontology annotation, cellular component: cAMP-dependent protein kinase complex. Gene Ontology annotation, molecular function: cAMP-dependent protein kinase regulator activity. Gene Ontology annotation, biological process: regulation of protein phosphorylation.
UUUGAAUGUGUUUUGGUCUCUUGUAGGUCAUUCCCAAAGACUACAAAACAAUGGCGGCUCUGGCCAAGGCAAUCGAGAAGAACGUUCUGUUCGCUCAUCUGGAUGAUAACGAGAGAAGUGAUAUCUUCGAUGCGAUGUUCUCUGUCACCUACAUCGCCGGGGAAACGGUCAUACAGCAAGGUGAUGAAGGUGAUAACUUCUACGUGAUCGACCAGGGGGAGAUGGAUGUGUAUGUGAAUAACGAGUGGAUGACGAGCAUCGGGGAGGGCGGGAGUUUCGGAGAAUUGGCUCUGAUUUAUGGAACACCGAGAGCCGCCACCGUGAGAGCCAAAACCAACGUGAAGUUGUGGGGAAUUGACCGGGACAGUUACCGGAGGAUCCUCAUGGGGAGCACGCUGCGCAAGCGCAAGAUGUACGAAGAAUUCCUCACCAAAGUCUCCAUCCUAGAGUCCUUGGACAAGUGGGAACGGCUGACGGUGGCGGACGCUCUGGAGCCGGUUCAGUUUGAAGACGGACAGAAGAUUGUGGUGCAGGGGGAGCCUGGGGACGAGUUCUUCAUCAUUCUGGAGGGUACUGCGGCCGUGCUCCAGCGCCGCUCGGAGAACGAGGAGUUUGUGGAAGUCGGCCGGCUGGGUCCUUCAGAUUAUUUUGGUGAGAUUGCCCUUCUGAUGAAUCGGCCCCGAGCAGCCACUGUGGUGGCCCGUGGGCCCCUGAAAUGUGUGAAGUUGGACCGCCCCCGCUUUGAACGGGUCCUGGGGCCCUGCUCCGACAUCCUGAAGAGGAACAUCCAGCAGUACAACAGCUUUGUGUCAUUGUCCGUCUAGGGCCCCGCCGUCCCUCCACCACUGCACCGCUUUACCACGCCGCCACCAUCCCCCACACCCACAGAGGGGCAUUGUGGGUAGUCUGCUUGCAGUCACAUUUCUCUCACUUUGGCCCCCGGCUGACUCCAUAUUGCUGCACGCAAGGAAAGUGCUGUGACCGCUUGUGUGUGCGGCUCGUGUGAUUGGGUGUUGUAGCGAGAGCGGGGGAUCGCUUCUUCUACACCGGGGGGGGGGGGGGGGGAGGCUUUUUUUAUUGGACGAUGUUUGUAUUACUUGUGUAGCUUCUGUCCUGUCUGUCUUCUAUUUUCCGAUGGAUGGUAGAUGGGGGGGCCACAGAGAGGCCACGGGGGGGUGGGGAA